AUGACUUAUUUGUGUUGGGUUUUGAUUGGCUUUGCAUUGAUCUGCUUAAUCACCAACGUUUCCUCACAAGAGUGCAGCGACGAUUUUCAGUGUGAAAAUGGAGAAGUAUGCUGUAAAGUCCAGUUUGACAAGAGAGUCUGUUUAGCAUCUACACUUUGUCCUCAGAGGUGCAAAGAUGACUCCGAUUGUCCCUAUGGGAAGACAUGCUCCACUCACCUGAGUGACGGCGAGAGUUUAUGCUGGGAAACCACAGACGCCACGGACGCCUAUCAACCUGAGCCGUUUACCUCACCAGAGGUUGAUUUUCCAACCGAUAUUGAGCCCGUAACUUAUGAAUGGGAUGGUCCUUACGAUGAUACAGAUGAUACAGACACAGAGUCUUCGGGCAGUGGAGCAUUCUAUGUGAUCAUAGUCUUCGCCGUUAUAGCGAAAUGUCUUUUUUGGUGUGGGUGCUGGAGGUUGAGAUACCAAAGAUCCUUUCAACAACGGAGGAUGGUGACGCUCAUUGUGGCUCAAACGGAACAGACUGAAGCGCGUCCAAAUACAGCUUCACCAGGUGCUACUUCCGAAAACGAAAUGCAACCAGGGAAUGCUUAUUCUAAUGCUGCGGUAGUCGAUGUGAGUGAUGUUGCUCCUCUUUUGCCAUUCGAUGCUCCGCCACCUUACAGCCCACCGACAUUUGAGAAAAGCAAAAAUGUCAAUGAAGAACCAGCCAACGUGGUCGAAAUGCAAACAAGAAGUUCCACUCCAAAUCCGCGCCGCUGGGCUCCCUUCAAAGAGGAAGAAGUGUCUCUUCUCCCAACUAUUGUUAGUACACAACCCGAAGGUGCAGAGGAGUUUAAGCAACACUGA
Messenger RNA from Pocillopora meandrina, 852 nucleotides. NCBI's taxonomy places the organism in Eukaryota, Metazoa, Cnidaria, Anthozoa, Scleractinia, Pocilloporidae. The record is from the annotation of a GenBank genome assembly.